Molecule: messenger RNA, 567 nt
Organism: Setaria italica (foxtail millet)
Lineage: Eukaryota; Viridiplantae; Streptophyta; Magnoliopsida; Poales; Poaceae
Product: 2-alkenal reductase (NADP(+)-dependent)
Exons: 1
Coding region: 1-567 (188 amino acids)
Molecular function (GO): 2-alkenal reductase [NAD(P)H] activity
Source: RefSeq, a predicted model, not a curated record
AUGACUGGGCUCACUGCAUAUGCCGGGUUUAUGGAGGUCGGGAGGCCAAAGAGAGGCGAUUCUGUGUUCAUAUCUGCCGCAUCAGGUGCCGUCUGGCAGGUUGCUGGUAAGCUCGCCGAGAUAGCAGGUUGCUAUGUGGUCGGCAGCGCCGGCUCCGACGAGAAGGUCUGUUUCCUGAAGACCAAGUUCGGCUUUAACGACGCCUUCAACUACAAGUUGGAGACUGACCCUGCUGCCGCGCUCAAGCGGUGCCUCCCAGAUGGCAUCAACAUCUACUUUGACAACGUUGGUGGCGCGAUGCUGGAUGCCUCACUGCUGCACAUGCGCCAUGGCGGCAGGGUCGCCGUCUGUGGAAUGAUCUUGCAGUACAACCUACAGGAGCCAGACGGCUUGCGCAACAUGUUCUGCAUCAUCCCCAAGGCUGUCCGGGUGGAAGGGUUCAACGUCGGUGGCUACUUCCACAUGUACUCAAGGUUCGAGGAGGAGAUGGUCGGGUACAUCAUGGAGGGGAAAGUCACCAUCGUGAGGACGUCGUUGAGGGGAUUGAGAGUGCGCCGGCGGCUCUAG